AUGGACAUUGUCUCCCAUAAGAUCCUCAUGGAGCUGACCAAGUAUGGGCUGGAUGAGCAGACAGUGAGGUGGACUGAAAACUGGCUGAACGACCAGACCCAGAGAGUGGUGAUCAGUAGCACAAAAUCUAGUUGGAGGCCUGCAACUAGUGGUGUACCCCAGGGGCCAAUAUUGGGUUCAGUCCUGCUCAACAACUUCAUUAAUGAUCUGGAUGGUGGGGCAGAGCGUACCCUCUGCAAGUCUGCAGCUGACACACAACUGGGAGGGGUGGCUGCUCUGCUUCUAGCUGUGAAUGUGCUUGAAAACAUCCAGCAAACAAGCAUUUGCCAUCUGGAUUCACAGUUGCUUACAUUUGAGGAAGAUGACCCACCAGAACCACUUGAGCUAUCAGUUAAAGAAGUUGUUAGUGUUGUAAAGUCAGCUCAAGAGAAGGUGGUUUCUUGUAAUGUUGUGGGAGAUUCCGUUAAAUUUGUUGUCACUGUCUCAGAUACUUCGCCCGCGGCUGCAGAAGGUCAGUCCUACAGUGUGAAACUGUCUCCACUUCACUUGCAGCUUCAGCUCUGUGUGAAAGACAAAGAAGAUGUCAAAGUUGAGUGGUUCCUCCUUAACGCCGAUGAAACCAACUUUGAAAUCCAGCCAGCAGUGCAGGAGGGACAGACAGCAGGGACAUGUGCAAUAUCUGAAAUGCUCAGAGAUGUUUUGAGGAACCUCUUUAUCUCAGUUUCUCCAUCUGUAGUGUUGAGUACAAGGCCUACAGAUAUAAAGGAGGUUCAGAAUGUACAGAACAUAAGCCUUCUCCCUCAGGGCACUAGUCCGCCUAAACCUCCAAGGGCUCAUGAACUCAAACUGCUGGUGAAGAACAUCGUGGUAAACCUAACUGAUCACAGUGCUGCAGGCAGCACAAACCUUGCGUGUAUAGUUCAGUUGAAUGACCCUAUGCAGAAGUUUUCCAGCUCUGUAGCCAAAAAUGCUGCAAAUCCCUUUUGGAAGGAAGAGUUUAUCUUUGAACUAAGUGCCAAAUCAAAAGCAUUGCAACUGCAAAUAGUAGAAGAUGGAAGGUUGGAUAGUCCAUUGUCUGCAAAAGCAACUGUACCUCUAGACUUGUUCAGGAAACAACCUUCUGGCCAGCAAAGCUUUGCACUGAACAGCAGGGCCAGUGAGAGCAGCCCAGAGCCAGGGCCCAGGCUGGGAUCCAUUAGUGCAGAGUUCUCUUUUAUAGAACCCAGUGAAUUAAAGACAUGGCAAGUCUCUUCUCCAGUGCCCGCCACUAAGGUAGAAAAGGAUCGCACUGUGAUGCCCUGUGGGACUGUGGUCACUACUGUAACUGCUGUGAAAACCAAACCUCGUCUAGAAGGGAGAUCAUCUCCACUGACCACAGAUUCUCCUGUGAAAACUCCAGUCAAAGUAAAGGUGAUUGAAAAGGAUUUCUCUGUUCAAGCUAUCCAUUCUCAUGGUGCUCCAGUCAGCAAAACUUUAUCAUCUUCAGAUACAGAACUGCUCGUACUGAAUGGCACCGAUCCUGUUGCAGAAGCAGCCAUUCGGCAGUUAAGUGAGUCUGCAAAGCAGAAGCUGAAGUCUCCUAGAAAGAAGAGCACCAUUAUCAUAUCAGGGGUGUCCAAGACCUCUUUAUCUCAGGACAGUGAAGCUGCACUGAUGAUGGACUAUGCUGCAGCCAUGGACAGCUCCUGCAAAGAAGUAGAUCCACCCACUGUGAAGGAAGCUGUUGCAAAAGUCACCUCUGAUGAAAAGCUAUCAUUAGGUGCUUCAGAAAUAUUACCUGAUACUGACCCACAGCAAAGUGCCCAUAAAGCUUGGGGUUUGGAGAACGGCAGCCAACAGUGGGACACCAACACGCUCUUAGACCAGACCUGUGAAGAAAUAUCUGGGAGCUCAUUAAGUGUUUCAGAAACUGGGAGCAUGAAAAAAUCUAAAGGUGGGAUUUUGAAAAAAAGUGCAAAGCUCUUUUUCCGCCGGCGACAUCAUCAGAAGGAUCCAGGAAUGAGUCAAUCUCACAACGAUCUUGUCUACCUGCAGCAGCCACUGUCAGAGGAAACACGCAAGAAGGGAGGCACACUAUCACGUAUUCUGAACAGAAAGCUCCUUUCCAAAAACAAAAGCAAGAACAAACUGAAUGGUGCUUCAGCAGAACCAUACGUGUAAGACUGAAUGCUCUCUGAUGGGAUACUUGCACAUCAUUUGACCAUUUGUUUACAGAGCAGUACUAGAGAACAAAAUACGGCUAACGACUUGCGUAAAAGUAUGUUCAUGAGUACAGUGGUCAGAAAGCUUGUCUUUUUUGUUUAUUUUUCCAGAACACUUUUUCUCUCUGAUUAUAAAGUUGCUCCUCUAAAUACAAGCAGUGCUACUUGUAUCAUGACAACUUUUGGAGGACCACGUGGUUUAAUGUAGAAGAUGAGGGACGAUGGGGGAAUGGUGCAGGCAGGGAGGGCCUGCAUGUAAGCACCUAGUUUACAUUAAGGGGGAGCUAAGAACUGAAACAUCAUACCUGCUAGAUGACUGAACUACUAUAAAGAGAGAAGAUACCACUGUGCUUCCUAACUGCAGCCUGGAAUAGUAGCAACACAAGUCUCAACUUGUUUUUCUAGUCAGGCUGAAAGGGAAGAGAGACCCAGAUCCAGUUUGUAUUGUAAUUUGGAAACGGGUAAGUUUUCAGAAGCAGAACUAAAAUGCUGAUUAAGAUAGCCUACUGUAAUAACUGUAGCCUGCUGUAAUAACUGCUCAGUCCAUGUAGGUGAAGAGAUGCCUUUGAUAUUAGCCAUAAAUCAAUAAAUUAUGCAAAUACUUAUACUAGCUUAUUAUUUAAUGUUCUGUGCAUAAAUUAUGCUUUAAAAAACAGAACUUUUUUUAAAGUCUACUUGAGUCUACUCACAAACAAGACAUUUACAAAUUCUCCUAUGUAGCUUUUCUUCCCUGUGUGAGAAGCUGCAUUGCUAAUGCAAAAACCUGUCUUAGGGGCUCUAAUUCCUUCUCCCAAGUACUUGUUAGACAAGUAUAUUAACCAUCAUAUCAAAUGCAAAGCUAGGAGCAAUAAGUGAUGAAUAGAUCAUAUUUAACCCUAUAAUGCUUUUCAUUAGACAGCUUGUUUUACUUGCCAAACACUUAGUGAGAUCAUAGAAAACACAGUUGUGAAGAGAGCUUUUUAAAAAUAAUAACAACAAUUCCCUUAGUCAUUUUUCACUUUCUAGAUCUACCAGUGUUGUCAUGUGGUAAGUGGUUGGUUGGUUGAGGUUUUAAACUUUGUUUCCUCAUUAAAUAUUGCAGCUGGCUCCUUUAAAUGAAAAGGAAAAACUGAUGAAAGGCAUAGUUCUUGUUUUGGCUAUUAAGAAGAGUAAAAUGUCAGUCAGUAUUUCACAGGUACCAUCUUUUGCACAUAACUGUACUUUUCCAUCAUCUACAUUCCUACUGAGAACAAAGGACCAAGCCUGUUCUCUUUAGACAAGAGAAGCAUCCAUUCCAUCAAAAUUACUUACAUAAUAAUAAUGAUAGAUUUGUACCUGCUUUUGCCAACAGUGAUUUCCCCCCCCCCCCUCCUCCCCCUAAGACAUCCAACACUGGCAGAUUAUUUGGGUUUUCAACUUAAACCAUUCUUCAAAAAUAGAAAGUCACUGAAGAAGAGAAAUACAUUUCAAAACUUCUGAUGAACCCUAGAUUCCUUAGUAAAUACUUUUGCAAAUAAUAUAAAAGUAGAGGGGGGGGGUGUGAUUUCUUUUUUAAUAAGAAAAUAUUAGAAGAAAUUAACUGUCUAAAUCUGGUAACAGCCUACUCUUUAAAAGUACUGUUUAUGUGUAACCUCCUAAAAUCACUGUGGUAGUACAGCAGUCCAGACUAUCAAAUAGUUGUAUACUUCAGCACACUGAUUAUCAUGAAAACACUUGAAGGUAUUUUAAUAUUCUGUAUUUUGAAAAUUAGUUACAAAUAAGUCUUCUAGAGCUGUAACAUGCUUAGAAAUUCCAAUUCAGUAAUGCAGUUUUGUCCAGCUUGAAUGUGCUUGAACACUUCUGUUUGUUGUUAACUUAGUACAAAGUAGAAGUUAGGUUUCUUCAUUUGUUUGUUCCACAGUGGUUCAUGGUAUGAGCACUAAAAAACCUGGUGUUAUGUUCUCUCAACAUAGACUUUCUCCCUUGACUCAUUAGGAGCUCUUUGUAUGAUGGGGCAGGGUGGGGAGUCAAAUCCCUGCCAUAUUUUAAAUGCUCAGUCUUGUUUGCUGAAGGAGAAAACCACACCUGGUCACUGUGUUCAAGAAAUUAAAGUGAGACUGAGCUUCAUGGGUAGCAUCUCUUAUACUCAAAGCUGUGGAAUUGGGAACGUAAAGGGACCAUGUAACACUACUUGAAGUCUACUUAAAUUACUGAACUGGGAUUUUAAUUUACAGAAGCUUUAUCGUGUACUGUAGAAUGGGGUGGAAAGAACACUGAAUAACUUGCAGAAUACAGGAGUAGGGUUUGCCUGCAACUUACCCCAAAGAACAGAUACACACUGAAGAAGUGUUUUUUUGGUUCUUCUUUCUUAAGGUCUUGGUGAUUGCCUAGUUAAUAUGUGUCUUGAUGGUGGGAACCGAGAACAUCCUAUACUGCAAACUGUAUGAAAGUUUUCUUAAGAUGAGGAAAGUAAGGCAUUUGGGGUAAAAAGGGAAUCUUGUUUUUUAAUUGCCUUCACUCCUCAAGAAAAUAAACAUAAUUUGGUUUGAUGUUUGACCUCUGUAUCUGGCUGGUGUGUUCCUCACCUGCUCCUCUACAAAUAGUUUAUGUCCUGUUGUAGAAACAAGCUAAGGUACUAAACAGAAAGGGACAAUUGAGUUGCUCAGUCAUGACAACCCCAAGGGGCCACAAUAUUGAAUACCAUUCCCCCUUCCAGGGUGAUGUAGAUUGUCAUUUAAGAUCAGAUCUCAGUAUGUACCUUUUUUGUGUAUUAGUAUUUAGGUCAGCAUGAGUUGGGUCCUGACAACCAGCAGGAGGUUUGGGUCAGGAGGACUGGAUUUGUAAACUAGCAUAACUAACACCGUGAAGUAUCCUACCAGGUGCUGAAUAUUUCCUGUGCAGUUGUAUGAAGGAUGCUGGAGGAAAUAAUUUUGCUCUUUUACGUUUUGCAAUCUUCAUAAUUGUAAUAAGUACACAUUUGAACAGUAGAACAAAUCUUUGCGUGGUAUUACCUGAAAACUUCUUGUUUCCUGCCUUUAAUUACUUCAGAGCAAUAGCUUGGAAGCAGCCUGUGAAUUCUUUCUUCCUUUUUGCCCCUUUUCUUAUGCUUUCGUGUUUCUGGAUGUUCUGUACAGCAAAGAAGGCAAGAUCUUUAUUUUAUGAGGACUAAGAGAUGAAGGCUUGCUUUUCCUUUCUAAAGAAAUUUUCUGCCCGUAAUUGAACCUUCUUAAUCUGUGUUUGUGGUUUGUUCUGCUUUAUGGUAUUUUAGCUUUUCAUUUGCCUUGAUGGAGACAACGUGCAUCCUUACCUAACCAAGAUUUGCCUCAGCUUUAGUGUGAAUUUUGACAAAGUAAGUAGUACGAGAACUAAAUUUUACUUUGUAGAUUAAAGCAAUAAAACUACCUAAUAUCUCAAAUGUGAAUGCAAGCUAGGUAACUUUCUCAAAGUGACUGAGAUCACUUUAGAAGUCGCUUUAAAGAGGAGGGGGUCCUUUAUCCCUAGAUCACUGGUACAUCAUAUCCAGUUCACCCCAGGAAGAAAUGACAGUCAUUCCACUCCUAACUAUGUAUGAAACUUGUGACUCUUAGGUGACAGGAAGAAGAAGGAAUGCCCUCAUGGAAAAAAGUUAAUAUUAAAAAGCAAAAUACCUUUGGCAAACUACUUCAACUUAAUGGACAGGUCAUAAACUGUAUGGGCAUAAAUACUGGGCUUUAUUCUUAUGGUUUCUGUUAGAUUUUCUUUUCCCCCUGCUCUUUUUUUGGGAGAGAGGUUGGGGCUCCAGGUCAUAUAGACCUGUAGUUAUUGUCUUGCUCUUGAGAGGACUUGGCUUACAGCGCUGCUUUUUUCAAGGUGUUAAAUUGCCUGGCAAUGAUACCAGUUUUGAGCAUCGGUGAAAUUUUACAGCAUUUCCUGGUACUGCAUCUCACUGGUUCUAGGUGGUUUUCAAGUGAAAGCUUUCUGCUGUGUAUUUCUUGUAAAGUUUUGGUGUUCUUGAUAUGCGAAGUAUCAUAGGAAAAAGUGACAUCGACUACAUAAAAUGCUACCAAAUGUGCAUGGGGAAGCAAAAUAAGAAUCUCACUCUUGUUUUAACAUAUUUUUCAGCUCUGGUAGCUCAAGGUGUUACAAGGAGCAAGAGCUCUGUACAAGGUGGGAGCCGCAUGGCUUUUUCCAUUUUAGUUUAUUGCAGUUUUUGAAUUGUAGAGCUGAAGUUUGAGAUAAAUGCUUAUCCUGGUACAAAAUUAAAUAUGCUGUAGCUCCGGGCUAAGACAUUCCCAGUGUGAGUGGGAACAGCUGACCCCAUGCUUUGACCUCCACAGGACCUAAGUGGAUUUAUUCAUGUGUUUAAAGUCAGCAUAUGCUUCUGUAUAUUGCUAAGCCACAGCCUUGGUGACAAACAACUCAAGAUUAAACCACAUAAAAAGGGUGAUUAAGUUAAGGGUGAAUAAUAUCAUUUCACUCAGGAUAUCCAAACUGUUACUAUGCAAGGUGCUGGCAUGAUGUUAAAAUAGCUGGGAAGGAUGGAUCUGAGGUCUUCCCAAUACUGUAACUCUGUAUUUCCCAAUAAUGUAUUAUGCUCUGAUAUUCCAGGCAGGGUAAAACAUUUUUUCUUAGAAUUCAACUGCGAUAGUCACUUAUUUUGUGGUGGGUUGUUUUUUUUUUUUUUUCUUUCUUUCUUCUGUGUGUACACAAAAUUAAGUUGGUGCAAUUAAGAAGUCUAUGAUGUACAGAUUUAUUAUAUCACUAAAAAGCCUGAGGAUUUUUUAAAGAACUAACUACUGCUGUACAUAUAAUAAAAGCCAAUUGUCUCUGUGUA
This is a messenger RNA of Athene cunicularia (burrowing owl), 6972 nucleotides long. RefSeq names its product C2 calcium dependent domain containing 2 (gene C2CD2). NCBI's taxonomy places the organism in Eukaryota, Metazoa, Chordata, Aves, Strigiformes, Strigidae. The record is from RefSeq and is a predicted model, not a curated record. The transcript has 15 exons. Bases 1 to 2160 code for a protein of 719 amino acids.